This is a messenger RNA of Vespa velutina, 4753 nucleotides long. RefSeq names its product ADP-ribosylation factor 6 (gene Arf51F). Bases 450 to 977 code for a protein of 175 amino acids. Gene Ontology annotation, biological process: intracellular protein transport; vesicle-mediated transport. The record is from RefSeq and is a predicted model, not a curated record. Gene Ontology annotation, cellular component: cytoplasm. NCBI's taxonomy places the organism in Eukaryota, Metazoa, Arthropoda, Insecta, Hymenoptera, Vespidae. The transcript has 5 exons. Gene Ontology annotation, molecular function: GTPase activity; GTP binding.
UUUAAGAAAAAUGAUUGAAACGGAUGAAAAUCGGAGGAAAUUGGAAUAUUUUAUAAAAAAUUAACCAUAAUUGUCUCUCAUAGAUGAAAAGAACUAGUAUAGUGGCAAUAUGUGGUGGCGCCUAAAAUUAUGUGUGAAUUUAGUAUAUAUAAUAUAUAUAGUUAUAUAUACAUCGUAUACACAUAUAUACAUACUUCAACGAUCUCAAGCUAAAGUUGCGUUUUCUUUCAAGUUGCACGCGUGUGUUCCUUGGAACUUGCGGGAGCAUUAUGUUAUACGUGCCUAAAUAACGUUUUUGGUAAUGUUACUGCAGUAUUACGACUGUAUUAAAAAAGUUAUGUGCAGUGUCGUGUUGUGAUGUACCGAUGUGCCGAUAAAACAAUCGAUCUUUGUAAAUGUUUUACGUAUAUGGAAUCCAGGUGGCAGGUGCCUAGAAAGCAGCUGGUAAGAUGGGAAAGUUGUUGUCAAAAAUUUUUGGCAACAAGGAGAUGCGAAUUCUCAUGUUGGGAUUAGAUGCUGCAGGAAAAACUACAAUAUUGUAUAAACUUAAAUUAGGACAGUCUGUGACAACUAUACCGACUGUAGGAUUUAAUGUAGAAACUGUUACCUAUAAAAAUGUUAAAUUUAAUGUCUGGGACGUAGGUGGACAGGAUAAAAUACGUCCAUUAUGGCGUCAUUAUUACACAGGAACACAAGGUCUUAUUUUUGUAGUAGAUUGUGCAGACAGAGAUAGAAUUGACGAAGCACGUCAAGAACUCCAUCGGAUUAUAAAUGAUAGAGAAAUGCGUGAUGCUAUUAUUUUAAUUUUUGCUAACAAACAAGAUCUUCCUGAUGCGAUGAAACCCCAUGAGAUUCAAGAAAAGUUGGGGUUAACUAGGAUACGGGACAGAAAUUGGUAUGUUCAACCAUCAUGUGCUACAACCGGAGAUGGGCUUUAUGAAGGCCUUACAUGGUUGACUAGUAACCACAAAUUAUGAGCAAAUAUUUAUUUUUGAUCAAUUGGCUAAAUAUGGAAAAUAUACACCUGUAUUUUUAUUUUAAUUUAUCAUACGGAGGCUCUGUAAGGCACAAUUGACAUUGAUCGAGUCAAUGGGAUGAUUUCGAUAAAGAAAAGAUACUGCAAUUCAGAAAUGCUCCUUACAUACUGUGGUGUGUGUUCCAAUAAUAUUGAUAAAUAAGAGCAUAGUAAUAUAUCAUGAAGCCAACUAAGAGAAAUUGUAACCAUUAUUAUUAUUAUUAUUAUUAUUAUUAUUAAUUAGCUGUCCAUUGCCACCCAUAAGAUGUAAUUAAAACAUUAUCGAAUAGAAUUAUAUACUUUCAGACUGCAUUUUCUUAUAAUUUAAACACUUUUAGAAGCAUACAUAUUUAUAAAGAAUGUACUGUAACGAUUACAAAAAUAUUUUAACAUUCACAACUUUAGCUGUGGUAUUAAGGAAAUUGUACAUCCUUACAGAUUGACAUGCCUUCUUCUGACUGUAUAUUAUUACAAUGUUUUAAUGUGGUCAUAUACUAUAACAGUACAUUGAUACACUAUGUAAUGUAUAAUCUAAAUGAUAAUUCACUUUUUCUACAACAGGAUAUUCACAAAAUUCAUCCAGUCCAUGUAGUCUUCCAGUUCUAGUGAAGUACGUGAAAGUGUAAGUCCAAUUGCAUAAUAUCUCCCUGUCUUACUUUAUUUUUUUAUAUUAUUAGCAAUUCAUACACUUUCAUACUUCACUUUAAUUGAAAUUCAUUAAUAUCUUAUACAAAAUGGACAUGUUCUUUCGCACAAACUAUAAGGGGCAAAAUAUCGUAUGACUUGCAGUUAUACACAUUGAUACUAUCAGUUAAAGGAACAUGUUAUUAUAUAACAACAUUCAUACAUUGCCAACAUUUUUACUAUAUGCAAAAAUUAUUAUUAUUAAAUAAACAGUUAGAAUUAGGUUGCCAUAUUUCUGACACAAAUUGUAAGUUCUAUGAAAAAUGUAUCUUGCGAAUCCUUCAUUACUUUUUUAUAAUUAGUAGGAUAAGAACUGAAACAUGAAUUAAUAUUCACAAUUGUUUAAUUAAAUUAUAAAUUCCAGUUUUUAUAUACUUAAAAAGAAAGAAAAAAGAAAUACAAGUUAACAUUAUAUAUUAAUAAUCACAAUUAUAAGUCUAUAAAAACUGUUCCUUUAAUAAUUCAUAUUAGGCGACUUUCAUAAAAUCUCAAGUUGAAAAACAAAGGAACACUCUGUGCAAAAAUAUGAUCUAGAUUUAGAGAAGGAUAAUAAAAAUCGGGCUUUGGAAUAACAUGGUACUUUCUUUACCGAUAUGCAAUGAUCCUAAUGAAGGCUCUAUGGCUAUAUUAUUGAUACCAAUUCAUAACUCAUUUCAUAUUGCAAUGGAUCGACUAAUAAAAAUUUUCUUUGAUUUUUAAGUACAAAGCUUUUUAUUAAAUUUUCUUCUUUCACUACCCAUUACAUAGUUCAUACAAAAUUAAACUUAAUCAAUGCAUUCCAAUAUCUCUUCAGUUAUUCUACACAAACAUCCAUACAAUUUAACUAUCAUAUAAAAUCGUAUAUUUCAGAUAUUAAUAUAUAAUAAAUAUUAAUACUGAAGAGAAAGUGAUAUAGAAUUCUAUGUUAUUCCACAAGAAGUCAUACUUUUUUAUAUGCUCCAUUGUAUAUAAAACCAUAAGUAUUAUACGGGAUUGAUAAAAAAAUAUAAGCAUAAAUAAUAUCAUUAAAGUCAUGAUGAAAUAAAGAAUGUGCACACUACUUAUCUAUCUCACUUAUAUUGUGUUAUAUUUUAUAUCGACAUUUUUAAAAAAUUAUGAAACUUAUGUACAAUCUAAUCGUUAGUAUACAAUAUAAUUUUAAACGUUUAAUGUUAUUUCAAAAGUUUCUUAUUGAUUCAUAUGUGCACAAUCAUGUAUCUGUUUAUUUUCAAUGUAAAACAUGACUCUUAUUAAUGUCAUGCAAUUUUGCAUAUUUAUUCCUAUUAUUAUAAUAAAGGAAAUAUGAACAAAAUUGAAAGACAUUGAUAUAUAACCAUAGAGUACUUGUUGUAUUAAUAACAAGCCAAAGCCUGAGCACUCUAUAAUAAAUUUAUAGCACUUUUUUCAAUAUUACAUUUUAUUGUGCAUAUAAUGACUAUUUAACUAAUAGCAAUACAAUAAUAGGUUUUGCCGAGAACGGAGUAAUAAAAUCACUUAUGUACAAAAUAUAGACUUGAUUCUCAUACUUGUUGAUUACUUAUAAAUUGAUAUUACUAUGCAAAAAUAUUUUCCUGCCGCCCGAUGUAAAAUUAUCAUAUGCGCAGAUCUAUACAGGAAAUAGAUCAGUGCUGAAAAUAAGUUAUUAAUAAAAUUGCUUAUAUUAUAUGCCCUUCAUUUCCUUUUUCCAAUUUUGUUUUUCAAUUUUGCUCGACAGCAGAUUAUAUAUUUAUAAUAGUAUCAUGUUAAAUGACAUGCAAGUUAAUCUCAACUGGUAUCAAUUUUGAUUGAUGCAGAUGUCACAUCAAAUAAUUAUAUGAGCAUACACACAUCUUUGUAAAAAAUAUUUUGCUUUUCUAUUAAUAGAGUUAACAAGAUAUGUAUAAACAUUAUGUCAAACUUGGGGGCCACAUGUUAUUAAGUGCUAAAUCAUGAAGACAUUGGAAAAUAAGCUGUAUUAGUUUACUCCAUAUUAUCUGCACUAACAGCCAAAAAUUCCUUUGCAUCAAAAAAUAAGAAAUUACGACACAAAAAGUAAAAAAAUAAAAAACCUGGCUUUUGCCUUUAAUAGACUAAAAAUUAUGUCAUAUAUUUAUAUAUUUUUGCUAUUAAAUAUUAUUAAUUUAAAAAAAAAAAAAAAAAGAAAAAAAAGAAAAGAAAGAAUCUUGAUCGGUAAACAUUGGAAUUGUAUUCAAUCUCUUUUGCAGUCUUUCAUAAAAAUACAGAAAAUAAUGUAAUAACAUAUGUGACUUUUGAAAUAAUACAAAUAUUUAAAAACUUGAUAGAGAUAGUAAAGGUGCAAUUGGAUUUUCCCGGUUUUUAGUGUAUGUAAAACACUAUUAUAGCACAAUCCAUAUAUACUUCUACAAUAAACAUAUUAGUUAUAUGGAAAUUUUUAUAAAAUGGAAGUUAAAGUAAUUUAAAAACUAUACAUGUUUAUGUACAUUAUUAUAAUUUGUAUAAUAAAGAUUUCUUUAAAUUCCUGAAUUCAAUGCUUAAAGCAUAUUUGAAAUAAUAAAUUCUAUUUUUUUUUUUUUUUCUUUUUUCACAAAGGGAAAUAUAUAAAAGGACACUAUAACAUAACACAAACAUAUAUUUAUAUGAUUCCUUUUAAAAUGAUUCAUUUAUCUUAUAAUUAUAACAAUUAUGCCUGUAGUAACAAAUGCUUGUCAUUAAUUCAUUAAUAAUUCAUUAAAUUAUUUCAAAUAUUAAUCAAAUUAGCAAGAUUAUUAUGAUUAUCUAGUCGCAAGAAUCAUACAAAAUACAUGAUUUUGCAUAUAUGUAUCUUAUAUAUCUGUACAACACUGUUACCUUAAUUUAUUAUAUAGUAUAAUUAAACUUUAUAUUUGAGAAAAAGUAACCCACAUAUUUUUUCCUAUGAGUUCACAUGUCUUUUUUGAGAUUCACAUUAUAGUCAUUAAGAUUCUGAAACUGUCAAAUUCGGAUUAUGCACUUAUACGUGUGCAUAUAUGAUAUCAGUGGAGUAUCCAAAGAUCUAUUUCUGUUCAAUGUCUAAUUUUUCGGGUCUUAAUAUUUUUUUGUAGUUAAAUAAAAAGCUCCCAUUAUUUUAUAUUAUAA